UGACAUUGAACGCUUGUUAACCUAGCCGUCUCUGUCAAAUAUCACGGUCUUCACUCUUCACCCUCAAACCCUCUGCUCUCACGGACUCACUGCCUCACGGCCUCACCAUUCCACACUGCCGACCGCCACCUCUCACGGACUCUCGAUGUCACCGUCACCGCUCACCGCUCACCGCAGCAGGGACUCGUCGCCCUUGAGUCCUCGCCGUCUUCCAAUGCUCGCCGUCUUCGCAUCAGAGCGUCAUCGCGUCUUCGCCGAUCUUCACUGGUCUUCGCCGGUCAUCUGCUCUUUCGUCGGGAACCAAUUACAAGUUACAACCUCAAGAGCUUCGUUGUUCAUUAUUCUUGCCAAGAUGGCAAAAAAUGUAGGUGAAAUAAGCAAGUAUAGCUUAAACUUUAGGCAUGUAAAACAGAAGCAGCAACCAAAAAGGCCUCCCCUUGGAGCACCUUUUGGAUUCAAUGAUGAUGAAGACAAUGAUGUCGAGAGAGAAGUCACUCUCCAAGGUAGCAAGAAAAAGACUCUUAAGGACGUUGAGGAGUAGCAAAAGAAAGCCUUAGAAGAAGAUCCAACUGUAUUUGAUUAUGAUGGAGUCUAUGACAAAAUAAAAGAGAAAUGUAUCCGCCCAUUGAUACAAGAUCGCAAAGAGAGAAAAGUAUGGUUACAAAGAAGGACUUUUUGCUUGAUUUUUAUACAAUCCUUGUUAAAAAUGUUGCAUAUGGUGCACAAGAUCCUCGAGGGAGGAAACAUGAGAAUCGAGCUGAGCAAAGAACUGCAGAGACAUGCGAAAGUGGAAGCCAAGGUAAUCUAUGACAGGGAAAGUGGAAGAUCAAGAUGCUUUGGAUUUGUGACUUACAGCAGCCUUGAAGAGGUCAACAGUGCUAUUGAGUCCUUAGAUGGCGCGGUAAGCAUGCGAAUCUACUCCUAGUAUCCCGUUUGCUAAUCACAAAUAACAAUUUAAUGAGUUUGAACUUGUCCAUUUGUAUAUGUUACAUCAUAUCAUUGUUUGAUUAUUUUGUAUUAGUUAUUUGUUCUUUUGUUCUUGAAAACAUAUGAAAAAGCUAAUAUUUCUGCAUUUUCUUAUUGCGACAUGUAUAUACUUUUUUGUCCGGUUGUUCUAUGGAAUCAUGAGCUUCCCUUGACAUAUGAUUUCCACAAUUAUAUGCUUAAAAGCAUGGAUGAUGAAUUUCGUGACAUUGUUGGUGUUAGUGAAACUGAAGGUCGGUGGAAUUCGUGGACAUGUUCUUUGUGCAGUGGAUAUGCCAAGUCUUAGGUGUUGAUUGUAUUUUUUUUAAUUUUCAAUGUGCAAUGAGGAAUUGAGAUGUGUAAUGUAUAAUGAAUUUUAUAGAAGCAAGAUCAUAUUUGUACAGCCAGAUUGAAACAUCUCUAAAGAAGUGAGUGAAUACGUAUUGUAAUUGAACUUUUUUCUUUGUUAAUUAA
Messenger RNA from Arachis ipaensis, 1437 nucleotides. NCBI's taxonomy places the organism in Eukaryota, Viridiplantae, Streptophyta, Magnoliopsida, Fabales, Fabaceae. The record is from RefSeq and is a predicted model, not a curated record.